GUGCUGCCAACUUAGAUAACAUAGUAAAAAAACAUUUCUCGUGUCAAUUUGUUUGGAUUUCUUGUGAUUUUUCUUCCUAUUAUUUAUUAAAAUUAAUCUUUCAUAUUCUUAAAUUUGUAUAGGUUUUUCACAACGAAGAAUUUCUUCAAUGUCAAGUGUUAAUGAAAAUAAUUAUAAUUAUAAAUAAAUGAUAAUAAGAAUCGUGUAAAAACGACGUGUAUGUGUGCACAUAUGUAUAUAAAGGUGUUUGUGCAAAGUACUGUUUUACAUUAUUGGAUCCAAAAUUUUAAAUAAUAAAAUGUUCAAGCAAAAGUAAUAAAUAAAAAAAGACUUCUUCGAAUUAAUUUUAUAGAACGAUGAUGGUUUUUGUUUGAAGAAUAAUUUCAAUUGCUUCAAUUGGACACAAUGGAGAGAAGAGUCAAGCUGAAGGCUAUAAAUCCUCAUAUAACGUGUAAAAUAUGUGGUGGCUAUUUUAUUGAUGCGACAACGGUAACGGAGUGUUUACAUACCUUUUGUAAAAGUUGUUUGGUUAAACAUUUAGAAGAAAAGAAAACCUGUCCUACCUGCGAAAAUGUUAUACAUCAAUCUCAUCCCUUACAAUAUAUCAGUUUUGAUCGUACGAUGCAAGAUAUUGUUUACAAAUUAGUGCCAAAUCUACAGGAAGAUGAAAUGCGUCGAGAACGUGAGUUUUACAAGAGUCGUAAUAUGCCCUGCCCUAAAGAUAUGCCGCAAAACCAUGACGAUGAUAAUGAUAAAGUUAUGGAGGCACAUGCCGAGUCCGAUUUCCACAGACUGGAUGAGCAGGUCAAUGUGUGCCUAGAAUGCAUGAGUAACAAUUUCAAAAACCUCCAAAGACGCUUCAUCCGUUGUAGUUCUCAAGCAACGAUUACGCACUUAAAAAAAUUGGUAGCUAAAAAGAUCCUCAACGGUAUUGACAAAUAUAGAGAGAUUGACAUAUUGUGCAAUGAAGAAUUAUUGGGGAAGGAUCACACCUUAAAAUUUGUAUAUGUGACUCGUUGGCGUUUCAGAGAUCCCCCAUUACGUCUGCAGUUUCGUCCACGCGUGGAAUUGUAAUUUUUUUAAGUGAUUAAGUUUACAAAAUUUGAUAAAACAAAAUAGUUUUUCAUGUAGUUAUAAGAAUCCUAGCAAUUUGUACUUGUAAAGAAAUAAAGUAUAAAUUAUAUUUUAAUUUUACAUAGUAGCUAAGCAAUUAGUUAAACCUGAAUAUAAUAACUUGUAUUUUCUUUAGACACAUACACCCUUAUCACAAUUUUUCUAAUAUUCCCAUCUCUACCUGUUAAUAUUGUACUAAGAUUUAAAAUCAAAAUGUUUUUCAUUUACUUUUAAGUUUUGUC
Glossina fuscipes is the source of this 1355-nucleotide messenger RNA. It is a transcript of the gene l(3)73Ah, whose product is annotated as polycomb group RING finger protein 3. Lineage: Eukaryota; Metazoa; Arthropoda; Insecta; Diptera; Glossinidae. The record is from RefSeq and is a predicted model, not a curated record. The transcript is spliced from 4 exons. Gene Ontology annotation, biological process: regulation of transcription by RNA polymerase II. Gene Ontology annotation, cellular component: PRC1 complex. Bases 406 to 1074 code for a protein of 222 amino acids.